This is a messenger RNA of Fusarium venenatum, 219 nucleotides long. Lineage: Eukaryota; Fungi; Ascomycota; Sordariomycetes; Hypocreales; Nectriaceae. The record is from RefSeq and is a predicted model, not a curated record.
AUGCCUAAUGGGGAAACCGUUAUCGAGAUCAAGCACAAUAAAGAUGGAGACGGUGACGCUUACGGUGACGAUGAACGGUUGGAUGCUGGCAUUGCCAGUCCAGCUAUCCUGAUGGAAAGACACCCGCGGUUUCAUCUCAGCUGGCGAAGACAACCUCUAUGGAGAAGGUUGAAAGGCUGUCAAGUACGAGAGGCCCCUUAUGUUGGCGGUGCGGCUUAA